This is a messenger RNA of Dendrobium catenatum, 1845 nucleotides long. RefSeq names its product protein kinase PINOID. Gene Ontology annotation, molecular function: protein serine/threonine kinase activity; ATP binding. Bases 389 to 1705 code for a protein of 438 amino acids. The transcript has 2 exons. The record is from RefSeq and is a predicted model, not a curated record. Gene Ontology annotation, biological process: protein phosphorylation. NCBI's taxonomy places the organism in Eukaryota, Viridiplantae, Streptophyta, Magnoliopsida, Asparagales, Orchidaceae. Gene Ontology annotation, cellular component: plasma membrane; cytoplasm; nucleus.
CAGGCUAUUCAUUGCGCGAGUUCUCCUUCAAAACCAUUGUUCUUUUAAAUGUCCCUAGAAAUUCGAAGCACUUGCGCUUCCUUUCCUCUUUCUUCUUUGUUCUCUCUGUCGGAUUCAUGAAUUGGUGUAGCAAAUUUUCUAAAAGUUUCAAACGAAUCUUCUUCUUCUUCGCUCUCCUUCCCGUUCUUUCGGCGCACUCAUUCGUCUCAUAAGUUUGAUUCGAAAGCUCCAUCAGCGAAUAGGAGUUCAUUUCCAAUUCCAAGUUCACCGCCCUCCUUUCCAUUCCCUUUUUGUAGGUAGAAAAGAAACCCAAAAUCCCUCCUUUCUUCUUCUGUCUAACUCCUCUGCUUCGCUUCUGCCUCUAUAACAGAGAGCUUCACUGUUUAAGAUGAUCGCGUCAUCGCCUGAUUCCGACGGGGAAAUCGGCUCCGAGAUGGUUAACUCGAGCCAGAGCUCGAUGAGUAGUGGAAGCUGCGAGCGUUGCAGCAGCUUCUCGCGGCUUUCGUUCGACACGGCUGCUGCGCCACAGGCACCGGAUUGCUCUUCGAAGCCCCAUCGCUCCUCCGACGCUGCCUGGGCGGCCAUACGAUCGCGCGGUGCUGGCCGCCUUGGUCCCAAGGAUUUUAAGCUCCUCCGCCGUAUCGGUUCUGGCGACAUUGGCAAUGUAUAUCUCUGCCGCCUCCGUGAUGACCACGGCGACGAACUCCACCCGUCGAUGUACGCCAUUAAGAUCGUCGACAAGCAGGCUCUUGAAAAGAAGAAGAAGCUUGGAAGAGCUGAUACAGAGAGGCGGAUCUUGAGGGUUCUAGACCAUCCUUUUCUCCCCACUCUUUACACUGAUUUCGACGCCUCCCCACACUUCUCGUGUGUAGUAAUGGAGUAUUGCAGUGGCGGGGAUCUCCAUUCACUUCGUCAUCGCCAACCUGGCCGCCGAUUCACCCUCCUCUCUGCCAGGUUCUACGCGGCGGAGGUUCUCCUCGCCCUCGAAUACCUCCACAUGCUCGGAAUCGUCUACAGAGAUCUCAAGCCUGAGAACAUCCUCAUUCGAUCUGACGGUCACAUUAUGCUAUCCGACUUCGAUCUUUCCCUCGAGUCAUUCUCCGCCCCCGUCGUCGAGUUCAUCGAAGCAAAUCCCGCCACGACCGCAGCAGCCGUGAAGCCCUCGUGCCUUCCAAACCGGCUUUUCCGGUCGAGGAAGGCCGGUAGACGAGCGGCACAGCCGGAGCGGAGGUUCGUGGCGGAACCGGUGGAAGCGCGGUCAAACUCCUUUGUCGGGACACAUGAGUACGUGGCUCCUGAGGUGGCAGCCGGCGGGGCCCACGGCAGUGCCGUCGAUUGGUGGGCCUACGGUGUUUUCCUCUACGAGAUGCUCUACGGGCGGACUCCAUUUGCGGGGCCCACCAACGAGGCCACCCUUCGGAAUAUUCUAAAGCAACCGCUGGCCUUCCCGCAGCCGGAAGCUGCUGGCGCUGCCGCCGCAACCGCCGCUCGCGACCUCAUCGCCGGCCUUCUGAAGAAGGAUCCCUCGGCGCGACUCGGUUCCCGACGCGGAGCCGCCGACGUCAAGACACAUAAAUUCUUCAAAGGGCUCAAUUUCGCGCUCCUUCGCUCGUGCCAGCCGCCUAUGGUGCCAGGCCCGCCGGGCCUGGCCCGAUCAGCGUCGUGCAUGGAGCGCCAGAAGCCCGCCCGCUUCGCCUACUUCUGAAAUCUUAGGAAUAGAAGUACACGUGUCAUGAACUGAGACGUCGAUCAACAAAAAUGGAAGCUUCUACGUAGUUGUUAAGCAUUACAAGUUUUGUAUGCGACUCGAAAGUAUAUAGUUUUCUCUAUGGAUAAAAGUACAAU